AACAAAUUAAAAUGAUCUUCAGCUAGGUGAGAAUUUGGUGGAACAAAGCUAGUUUUGAAAAUGUUCUUGAGAAGGCCAUUAGCCAUAACCAUAACAAUAAUCUUCUCCCUCUCAUGCCUUGAUUGCUUUCCUAUUGAUGAUAAGCGAAUUGUCAUCAAUGUGGAUCAUUUCGGCGCUCGAGGCGACGGGCGUACUGAUGAUUCGGAAGCAUUCAGUCGCGCUUGGAAGAAAUUUUGUAAAACAGAAAAAGGAGAGUUGUUGAUUCCUCUUACAAAGACAUACUUACUUAAGCCAAUGUCUUUGGAUGGACCCUGCAGGCAAAAUCUUAAGAUGAAGAUAUCAGGAACAAUUAAAGCUUCUCCGAAUAAAAGAGAUUAUGAGGUUACAGGGAGGCUAAACUGGAUGCUUUUAAGGUAUCUGGACUACUUCCAUGUUGAUGGGGAUGGCAAUAAAGGCACCAUAGAUGGAAGUGGGAAAAACUGGUGGAAGGAUUCUUGCAAUUUCAAGGAAUCAGCGACCUGCGACAAAGGUUUAGUACCAUUUUCAGUCAUGUUUGAGAAUUCCACAAAUUUGAAGGUGGAAAACUUAUCGUUUAAAAAUGCCCAAAAGAUGCAUCUGACUUUUAAUGUAACUCGAAAUGUUGAAGCUUCACACAUCAAAAUACAAGCUCCUGAAGAUAGCCCCAAUACUGAUGGGAUACAUGUAAGUGGGAGCUACAAUGUUACUAUCACCAAUUCUAACAUUGCCACAGGUAAAUAAUAAAUGAUGUUGGCUACCCUUUCUCGCUUUUUCUCUUCAAAAAACUUCACUCCAAAUUCACUUUUAUUACUCCGUAUGUCCUACUCACUAUAAAAAACACAGGAUUGAUAGAGAUUUUUGGCACAGAUUUGUCAAAAUAAUAGAGAAUUUAAUAGCGACAUGCUAAAUUUAUGCGAAAAACAUUUUGACACGAGUUAUUUAGUAUGAAAUCAUAAGUCAAUAUAUGCCAAAUCCGUGUCAAUCUUGUAUUUUUUUUGUAAUGACUAUUUAAACGAGUAUUGUUAGGUUCCAUGAAUAUUAAUGAAAAAAGUGAUAUGUUGAUAAAAUAUUGAGUUGAGUUGUACUGCAUUGUUG
Messenger RNA from Cuscuta epithymum, 1113 nucleotides. The record is from the annotation of a GenBank genome assembly. Lineage: Eukaryota; Viridiplantae; Streptophyta; Magnoliopsida; Solanales; Convolvulaceae.